Kalmanozyma brasiliensis GHG001 is the source of this 1458-nucleotide messenger RNA. Its product is annotated as Major facilitator superfamily. Gene Ontology annotation, cellular component: plasma membrane. The record is from RefSeq and is a predicted model, not a curated record. The transcript has a single exon. Gene Ontology annotation, biological process: pantothenate import across plasma membrane. NCBI's taxonomy places the organism in Eukaryota, Fungi, Basidiomycota, Ustilaginomycetes, Ustilaginales. Gene Ontology annotation, molecular function: pantothenate transmembrane transporter activity. Bases 1 to 1458 code for a protein of 485 amino acids.
AUGGGCGCCCUUCACCAAGCGCGCGUCUUCCUCUGGGGCGAGAAGCCCGCCACCAAGCUCGAACAGCGUCUGCUCUACAAGAUCGACGGCGUCGUCAUGACCUUCUGCACGCUCCUCUUCCUCUCCAACUACCUCAACCGUGCCAACUUCUCCAACGCCUACCUUACGGGCAUGAAGGAAGACCUCAAGUUCCACGGCAAACAGUUCAACCAGGUGCAGUCCAUCUUCACCGCCGGCUACAUCAUCGGUCUGUGGCCCAACAACCUGAUCCUCCAGGUGGUGCCGCCGCGGUUCUGGUUGCCCUUCUGCGGUGCGAUGUGGGGGAUCCUCUCUGCCACCCUGGCUGCUGCCAAGACGCCGCAGCAGGUGAUGGCGAUCCGCUUCCUGCAGGCGCUGUUCGAGUCUUCGACCUUCACGGGUUGUCACUGGAUCCUCGGCUCGUGGUACAAGGAGGAGGAGCUGGGUAAGCGCUCCGGUAUCUUCUCCACCUUUGCGCAGAUGGGUUCGCUCUGGUCCGGUGUUAUGCAGGGACGUAUCUCUCAAACCAUGAAUGGUCACUUGGGCCUCAAAAGCUACCAGUGGCUCUUCCUGAUCGAUUUCGCCCUCGCUAUGCCUAUCGCCAUCUUCGGCUUCCUGCUCUUCCCCGACACGCCGCGCAAGACCAAGGCCUGGUUCCUCAGCGAAGAGGAACGUCAGUGUGCCGUCAACCGUCUCCCCCAGCACGAACCCACCAAGAUGUCGUGGAACCUCGUCAAGCGUGUCUUUGGUCGAUGGCACAUCUAUCUCUUCGGGUUGCUCUUCGGGUUUGGAUCCAUGCUCGAGAGUGCCGGUAUCAACAGCGUGAUGGGUUUCUGGUUCAAGAGUCUCAAGUUUAGCAAGGCGCAGAUCAACUACUACCCGCUGUCGCUCAUCAGCAUUGCGAUCUUCACGACGAUCUUCGCGGCGUACAUGACGGACUACGUGGGCAGUCGAUGGUGGGUCAACCCGUUGAUGGGCGUCAUUGUCAGUGUGUCCUCCAUCAUGCUGCUCGUGUGGGACAUUCCGUAUGGGGCCAAGUUCUUUGCCUUUGCCAUCCAGGGUGCGGGCUACAUGGGGCAGGCGACCAACUUUGCCUGGGCCAACAUCGUCUGCGCGCAGGACGACCAGGAACGCGCCAUGGUGCUGGCAGGCAUGAACGUGUUUAGCAACAUCGUCAAUUCGUGGUGGAACUUUACGUUUUUUGCUGCCACCGAUGCACCGAGGUACACCAAGGGCUGGAUCAGCAUGUUCCCCCUCAGCGUGUUCGUUACCGUCGUCGCGCUGGCUAUUGUCUAUCUGGAGAGGCGCGAUAAGAGGAACGCAAUGGGCAGGUACGCCAUCGAGGAGGAGAAGGUUCAGGAUAACACCUACACCCUGCCCGCCCAAGGAAAGACCAGUGCCGACGGCGACGACUCCAGCUCGGACAAGCACAAGGCGUGA